Messenger RNA from Dicentrarchus labrax (European seabass), 3820 nucleotides. RefSeq names its product Meis homeobox 1 b (gene meis1b). The record is from RefSeq and is a predicted model, not a curated record. Lineage: Eukaryota; Metazoa; Chordata; Actinopteri; Moronidae. Gene Ontology annotation, biological process: eye development; positive regulation of cell population proliferation; positive regulation of transcription by RNA polymerase II. The coding region runs from base 697 to 1971 and encodes 424 amino acids. The transcript has 12 exons. Gene Ontology annotation, molecular function: RNA polymerase II cis-regulatory region sequence-specific DNA binding; DNA-binding transcription activator activity, RNA polymerase II-specific.
AUUUCACAUUGAGGAGGGGGGGGGAGAAGACUUAGGAAGAAAACACAAAUCCCUGUUUCACCGUCACUUCUGCUUCAUCACUCGGCUUUACACCGCAAAAUGCGCUAAAACAUGCGAUAUUAGCAUAAUGCCAGUGGAGCAGUUUUUAGGAAUGAGGUGAUGACAAAACGCUUUGAUUCAUACACUCCAGGACUUUCUUCAGAACAGCGGCUGGGAUCUUCACACGGAUAGUAAACAGCGUCAAAGCAGAGAUGUUAGGGACACACUGGACACAUUUAGCUACCUAGUUUGGCACUGGAGCUGCACCACGCUGGGGUUUGCACCUCUUCGCCUUUAGGGUCCGAAUGCUCAGCUUUAAGUGAUAAUGCUUUUUACUCUUUCCCCGGCACUUGUUUGUCACUUCCAGAGAGCACUAUCAAUAAUUCAAGGCUCUUUUUUUAAAAAAAUCUGUCGAAGAGGCAAACCUCAAAAUAAAGAUUUUAUUUCAGACUUUUGCAUACCUGCAACAACAAUUCCGCCACCGAGCACACCAGCAGCUGUUCAAUAAGUACUAAACAAGAGUGUAAAGACGAGAGUGCAUUAUUUAACUCAAAACUGACACGUGGAAAAGUUUGAAUAUCCAGCUGCAGUUUAACGUCGUCUGAAAAAACACAGCAACUUGCGUUUGUUGCAUGCACUGAUCACAGUGCGAACAACAUGCUGCACAAUUAUGAGCCUUUAAAAUUGGAAAACAGUUACGAAGACUUGCCCCACUACGGGAUGGACGGGGUGGGCAUCCCGACCACCAUGUACGGAGACCCGCACGGCGCCCGGUCCAUGCAGGCGGUGCAUCUCAACCACGGGCCCCAGCUGCACUCCCACCAGUACCCGCACACCGCCCACACCAACACCAUGCCUCCCAGUAUGGGCUCCUCCGUUAACGACGCUCUCAAGAGAGAUAAAGACGCUAUAUACGGGCACCCCCUGUUCCCCUUGCUUGCACUGAUUUUUGAGAAAUGUGAAUUAGCGACUUGCACCCCCAGAGAGCCCGGGGUGGCAGGAGGAGACGUCUGUUCAUCGGAAUCUUUCAAUGAAGACAUAGCAGUGUUUGCAAAACAGAUUCGGGCAGAAAAGCCUUUAUUUUCAUCGAAUCCAGAAUUGGAUAAUCUGAUGAUUCAAGCCAUUCAAGUUUUACGGUUUCAUCUUCUGGAGCUGGAGAAGGUGCACGAGCUGUGUGAUAAUUUCUGUCACCGGUACAUCAGCUGCUUGAAAGGCAAGAUGCCCAUCGACUUGGUCAUAGACGACAGAGAGGGCGGGUCCAAGUCAGACAGCGAGGAAAUCACAAGAUCAUCGGUGGCCCUUGAUCAGACGUCCUGGAACAGAGACCACGAUGACACGGCGUCCACACGCUCUGGAGGAACGCCGGGGCCAUCCAGCGGUGGACACACAUCACACAGUGGUGACAACAGCAGCGAACAAGGUGAUGGUCUGGACAACAGCGUGGCUUCACCGAGCACAGGGGAUGAUGAUGACCCGGAUAAAGAAAAGAAACGUAACAAGAAGAGAGGGAUCUUCCCUAAGGUGGCCACCAACAUCAUGAGAGCAUGGCUCUUCCAGCACCUAACACAUCCAUACCCGUCAGAAGAACAGAAGAAACAGCUGGCACAAGACACCGGCCUCACCAUCCUACAAGUGAACAACUGGUUCAUUAAUGCCAGGAGGAGAAUAGUCCAGCCCAUGAUCGACCAGUCAAACCGUGCAGUAAGUCAAGGAGCUCCCUACAAUCCAGAUGGCCAGCCGAUGGGGGGCUUCGUCAUGGACGGCCAGCAGCACAUGGGAAUCAGACCACCUGAACUGCAGGGUAAACCAGGGGAUCACCUGUCUCACAGAGGGCUACGGAGCAUGGGAACGGGAAUCCUCGACUUCCUGACAACAACCAAUAGCAACCCCCCUGUCCACCUCCAAGAUCCGGCAACAUUUUUAUUCGACUGAUAUCUGCGACAUGGAAACCUUCCAUGACUGCCUACAAUUCUCGUCUAUGUAUCCAGUGACGGUGAUGCACAGAAGAUCGAACCUCGCCCCACCCAGAUGACCCCCUGUCCCGACAGACCCCUGCUUCUUCUUUGGUGGGCACUUGACUUCGCCCCCUUGCCACUGCCCACUUGGUUCACAUGGAUUCCUCCAUUAAAAGUGAUUGCGAUUGCGAGCAUAGAUGACACACGAGAGACACACUGUGUCCUUUGCCUGUACCUUUGGCGAAUGCAGCACCUGGUGAUAUAUUCUAGACUCUUUGGCAAACAAGAGACUUCCUGUGAAGAGCACUCCACUCUUUGGGAUGACGGAAUUGGACCAAGGAGAAGCCAAUGUCUGUAUCUGACAGGACACUAACAGAGCAAAAGAGGUGCCCUUUAAAAUAUAGUGGAUUGAAACAUGGAAGGAGGGAAAGCAAGAGAAAAGAAAUUAAAAGUAUAACUAUAUCAACCCCUACUUUGGGAUGUGAGUGGAGAAAGAAAAUAUACUGUAUACUGUUGUAAAAUUACGCUGGACUCUCACAAGAACUGGGAAUUUAAGUAUUGUAAAUGCUAUUGUAUUGUUCUGCAUAUUAUGUUGUUUCUAAUAGAUUUUUUAAAAAAAGGAUGUGAACUUUUUUCUCUUUUUUUUCUGAUUUCUUUCCACACUAUGUGUGUGCCGUCUCUCCAUCAAAUUUGACCUCCUGCCCCCUCCCUCCAUUGAAUCACAAUGCAUUUUUAAAAAAAAAAAAACGUGAAUAAACGAACAAUUCGUUCAGUUGUCAUUUCUCGCAGGCCUUUAUUUGGAUGGUGUGAUGGCGAUUCAGAUGUCCUGGUUUUGUUUUGUUUUUUACACACAGCCUAUCCACGUAUGCGGGGUGCAAACAAUUGGUUUCACUGUUGCUGUGUUGUUUUUUUUUUUUUUUACAUUUUCAUAUCAGUUGAUGAUAUCUUCCUCUGCUGGUGCAAAGUUUUUGUUAGUAUAAAAAGCUCUCAGACCAUCUGCGGUCAUAAAACUCUCUUAAAACUCAAUGGAUUAACUCCAAACACAGUGACAUCAAGCUAAACACAGUUUCUAAGAAGCUAACAUUUUGGAUGUACAAGGUUUUUAAUCCAAUUGCCACUGUCCAAUUUUUCUUUUUAUCCAUUUCAUACUCUAUUCACACAAAGACAGACACAUAAUGUAGGUGUCAAUAUGGCUAACAUCAUGACGGGCUAACAAACAUAAUGCAGAGUUUCAGUUAAUGCUCAAAAACAAUCUAAAAAAAAUCACUGUGGAUGGGAAACUACAAGUGUGUGUCCCACAAACAUGUUGUUUCCUGUUUUUCUCCAUCUGUGUCUGUGAUUGAGGGCCUCUGAAAGUCUAUUCCAGUGUCCUAUUGAUGUGUUUUAUGUCACAAGGCUGAGCACUCGCAUGGCCAAUAGAUUCUCUUCCCCUCAGUGUUUGAUGCGGCCUGAUAACAGGGAGAGGAAAGCUAUGGGAAAACACCAUUUAUACCACAGUCCAUUCAUUUUGAUAUAACCAGAUGAUGUAAUGCUGAUCAGACAGGAGAGAAUGUAAAAGUCACUGUUUGUGUGUGUGUGUGUGUGUGUGUGUGUGUGUGUGUGUGUGUGUGUGUGUGUGUGUGUGUGUGUGUGGUGGUAUGCAUGUGAGGGGGAACGUGUGUGUGCAUACAUGCUUGUGUGGGUUAUCAAUGCAUCCAUUAUCCAUUGCUUCAAACAUGUAUUACGCACAUCCUUUGAAGACAAGUCAUGUUUCUUAUGCUUUUACUUUGAAGGGUAUAUAUGUACAUCUGUGUUGUAAAUAAAUACUUUUUGUUCAAAUAACAGAA